UUCAUUUUUUGGGUGAACUAUCCCUUUAAGUGCACAAAGAAUCAACAGCAUUUCAUCAAAAAAAUAAAACAUGUAAAAGGACGCUGCAGUUCUGCGUGACCACCAGUUGGGGUCAGUGUCGGUCAGGUAGCCCCCGUCGCGCUAACCUCCCUGGGGCUAAUUCUACGUGCGCAGCUAUGCUAAACAUUACCGCAUGUUCUUGUUGUGAACAUGCUAACCAGCGCGGAGCCGGGGCGUCAUGAGCCCCAACGAGCCGUCGCAGCAAAGGCCAACGCGUCUCCGGGCUCCAUUGAGAUGCCGUUCAGCUAGCUAGCUGAAGAAGAGACGCUCCCCGUGUCCUCCACUGUCCGUGUCUCUGUCCGGAUCCCUUUCGUUAGUGUGAGAGGAAGUCAAUAACGAGCUGAUAUUGACAGUAAAGGAGAGCUUUGACGUUCUUUCCCUCCAGCCCUCGGACGAGGAGGAAAUGACCCAACUGAGUGUCCGUCGCUGGACGCCCAAACACGUCGCCAAGUGGCUGAAGGAAGAGGGCUUCUGUGACUAUGUGGACCUGCUGUGCAACAAGCACCGACUGGACGGCACCAGUCUGCUCGCCCUCAGCGAGUACGACCUCCGUGCGCAGCCUCUGGAGCUCAAGGUGCUGGGGGACAUCAAGCGGCUAAUGGUGGCGAUCCGCAAACUUCAGAAACAGAACAUGGACGUGCUGGAGGAGCUCGGUCUUCCCUUCGACGGCCACUCUCCUACAGCCUCUGGGGGAAGUUUGGACUGGAUGUGUAACGGAGACUCGGGCAGAGACUGUGACAGCACUGACACAGCACCGGUGGGAGAGGAGUAUCACCAGUACACCAAUGGAAAGUACAAGCAGCAGACCAGGCGUCUGGAUCCAGAGUACUGGAAGACAGUGCUCAGCUCCAUCUACGUGGUGUUUGUGUUUGGGUUCACAUCCUUUGUCAUGGUCAUAGUGCAUGAGAGGGUCCCUGACAUGCGCACAUACCCUCCACUGCCAGAUAUCUUCCUAGACAGUGUGCCUAGAAUACCGUGGGCCUUUGCCAUGGCGGAGGCAUGUGGAGUGAUCCUCUGCAACAUCUGGCUGCUCGUUCUGCUGCUGCAUAAACACAGAUCCAUCCUGUUGCGGCGUUUGUGCAGCCUCAUGGGGACGGUGUUCAUGCUGCGCUGCAUCACCAUGUUUGUCACUUCCCUGUCAGUGCCAGGACAGCACCUGCAGUGCUCGGGAAAGAUAUACGGUGACAUGUGGGCCAAACUGCAGCGAGCUGUUGCCAUCUGGAGCGGCUUUGGGAUGAGCCUGACCGGAGUGCAUACUUGUGGUGACUACAUGUUCAGUGGUCACACUGUGGUCCUCACCAUGCUCAACUUCUUCGUCACAGAGUACACCCCACGAAGCUGGAACUUCAUUCACACGUUGUCCUGGGUCCUCAAUCUUUUCGGCAUCUUCUUCAUCCUGGCCGCACAUGAACACUACUCCAUCGACGUGUUCAUCGCCUUCUACAUCACUACCAGACUCUUCCUGUACUACCACACUCUAGCCAACACCCGGGCCUACCAGCAGAGCCGACGAGCUCGCAUCUGGUUCCCCAUGUUCUCCUUCUUCGAGUGCAAUGUCAACGGACCCGUCCCCAACGAGUACUGCUGGCCCUUCUCCAGACCUGCUGUGAUAAGGAGGCUGAUAGGAUAGAAGAAAAAAAACAAAACAAGAGCAACAUCGGUACAGUCAGAAACUACUUAACCUGUGCUGUUUUGUCUGCUUUGUGAAGUUGCCAACUGAGGCGGUGUGUGAUGUCCUCACCAGGAAAGACAACUGAUGUCACCCCCGUCAGCACGGAGGCAUGAUGGGAUACACUUAGCCAUACCCUCUCAUAUUCUGGGACUUAGCUACUAACCUGCUACCCCUAUCCCCAUUUUUAGGAGGAGUAGACUAAAUCUAUAAAACCCUGCCGAGUUUAAAAGCAAAAACACUUUCUGCCUGACUUGAAAACUGAAGGAGCGAACAACAUUUUUUUCUGGUCACUCCCAGGUUAAUGACUUAGUGUUUAGAUAGUAUGUGAAAGUAGGAAGACACGUCUGAAAAUUCUCAGGCAGCAGUGUAGCUAAUCCUUCCCAGCAGUUACGCCCGGGCCACACCGGGUGCGUGUGACAGCUGCGUCGCUGAUAUGCUGCGUCUCUUGCGAGUUUGUUGUUGAACCGCUAUGUGAGGUUUCGGGUCCAGGAAGGAAAACCAGCCUAUGUACUCAACUAAAUGUCAAGACUGUAUCUUAUGAAGCUGUGUAUUUUCUGGUCGUGCAAUAACAAUACAAACCACGUUUAAACAAAUUAAUGGAUUCACUCAACAGAAACGCGAGAGUGAUUUUACUUUGAAACAGGUACAGGAAGUUUUUACAUUUGUGACAUAUUCGACUGAUAGACACUGAAACUGCGGUGAAAGAAGAUUUUCACUGUCUAUUUUGUUGUGAACCACGCGUGUUAAGAAAAUAGGCGAGGCCCCGAAGAGCAGUGUGGCUGCUCUAACCUUUAUAACAAGGCGUUUCCACAAUGCACUCGCGCCACUCAUGCAUCCAGUGUGGCCCACGGGUGUUAACCAUUCCUAGUGCAAUUUAAAAAAUCAUUUCAAGGUUUGGAUCUUGAUUCCUGACUGAAGGUUUUGUCUUCUGACUUUGUAAUUUAUCAGAACAUAACUCUGUGGACCACUGUUGAAGCAAUAUGUAAAGAGCUACCUGAAGUUAAUGCUCUUUUCCUGUAUAGCAGUUUCUUUCCAUCACGGUGAGAAGCAGAUGUUUUGAAAGUCUCCUGCAUUCCUUGAGAUUACGCUUACAUUUGGACAGUGUUGCUAAAUACUAAAAGAGAAAAUCCACAGCUUAGAUUAACAUGCAUUGACUUAUUUGUUUUUAUUGUUCACGUAGCCUAAUUUCUCUUAACAGACCUAGAAGAGAUACAUUUAAAGAUGUCUCUAUCAGCCAAAUGCGUGGAAUUAAUUGUAUUUCCAGCUGUCUUAAGUAUUAUUCCAUUUGCCAAUUACCUUGAGUAUACGAUAGUUCUCUUGCUGUGUAGAAAUAUUCCAAAUCUUACUAUGUUUACAGUUGGGUAGUUGGAUAGUGCUUUUUUAAAUCACCAUACAGUGUAAAUGACCCGUAUACCAUUUGAGCUCACCCAGAUAGGACCCCCUUGACAUUAAAUCUGUAGUAACGGUUCUUUAAAUAGGAACCUUUUCAUUUGUAGGUAUUUGUUGCUAUUAAUUUAUUUCAUUUUUGUAAAUGUUGAUAGGUAUUUUUAUAUUUCAUGUACAGUUGCAGCAACAUGCACAUAGAGAAAUGUUUACAGUUGCUUGUAACUUUUGUUUGAAACACAAUGUGCUAUUUAAGUGUAAUGUAGAUUUCAGAUGGGCCUCUGCAUUUCAUCGAGUGAUACUUGCCGCUGCAGUAAAACAUGUUGUUGCUUUGGUCAUUGCAGCACGUUAGGUACAUGAGAAUCUGAAUAAAGGUGACUUUUCAUUGAGGAAUGAUGAUGCUCUUAUGUUCAUAUGCGAAGCCACUUGAGUUGUUUGAUGUCUCGCUUGGUCAUUUCCAUCAUUAAAGUGCUGUAUUCACAGA
Molecule: messenger RNA, 3599 nt
Organism: Hippoglossus stenolepis (Pacific halibut)
Lineage: Eukaryota; Metazoa; Chordata; Actinopteri; Pleuronectiformes; Pleuronectidae
Product: sphingomyelin synthase-related protein 1
Exons: 6
Coding region: 464-1690 (408 amino acids)
Biological process (GO): ceramide biosynthetic process
Cellular component (GO): Golgi membrane; endoplasmic reticulum membrane
Molecular function (GO): ceramide cholinephosphotransferase activity; protein binding; sphingomyelin synthase activity
Source: RefSeq, a predicted model, not a curated record